Molecule: messenger RNA, 4194 nt
Organism: Danio rerio (zebrafish)
Lineage: Eukaryota; Metazoa; Chordata; Actinopteri; Cypriniformes; Danionidae
Source: RefSeq, a predicted model, not a curated record
AUGAAAACAGCAGAGAUCCAACAUGGCGGCAGCAGCGGCGGGAAAACUGCAGCUGAAAACAGCAGCCCAGCUGAAAACAGCAGCCCAGCUGAAAACAGCAGCUCACCUGAAAACAGCAGCCCAGCUGAAAACAGCAGCUCACCUGAAAACAGCAGCCCAGCUGAAAACAGCAGCUCACCUGAAAACAGCAGCCCAGCUGAAAACAGCAGCUCACCUGAAAACAGCAGCACAGCUGAAAACAGCAGCACAGCUGAAAACAGCAGCUCAGGUGAAAACAGCAGCCCAGCUGAAAACAGCAGCCCAGCUGAAAACAGCAGCCCAGCUGAAAACAGCAGCCCAGCUGAAAACAGCAGCCCAACUGAAAACAGCAGCUCAGGUGAAAACAGCAGCUCAGGUGAAAACAGCAGCCCAGCUGAAAACAGCAGCCCAACUGAAAACAGCAGCCCAACUGAAAACAGCAGCUCAGGUGAAAACAGCAGCUCAGCUGAAAACAGCAGCCCAACUGAAAACAGCAGCUCAGCUGAAAACAGCAGCUCAGGUGAAAACAGCAGCUCAGCUGAAAACAGCAGCUCAGCUGAAAACAGCAGCCCAACUGAAAACAGCAGCUCAGCUGAAAACAGCAGCUCAGGAUUAGAGCAGAACACUCACAGAAAUAAUGUCAUAAAUGUGAUUCACUUUACUCCAGGAUCUAUACUUGACAAAUAUGUGCUUGGAGAGAAGCUGGGACAGGGAAACGGUGGCACUGUCUAUCUGGCUACACGGAAAUCUGACGGCCAGAAGGUUGCCAUAAAAGUUGUGAAUAAGGACUUAAGGAGUUUCGGAUACUGGUACACUAUGAAUGGACGUACUAUCCCGGAAGCAUAUCAUAUGAUGGUCCUCAAGGAACCUCCGCUCUGCCCGCACAUCAUUGAGCUGUACGAGUACGCCAUGGAGGGAAGGAAUAACUACCUGGUCAUGGAGUACGCGUCCUCGUACAUAACCUUGGAUAAAUUCAUCAGGAAGAACAAUGGCCUCCUGAGUGAGAGUGUUGCGCGGCAGCUGAUCAUGCAGCUCAUUAUCGCAACACAGCGCUGCCUUGAGCAUGGCAUAGAACAUGAGUCCAUACAUAAAGAAAACAUCCUGGUCAAUCCAAAGACCCUGCAGCUCAAGCUGAUUGAUUUUGGCAACAGUUAUUAUACUCAAAAAGGCUACUGGAGAUCCCCCUAUCUUGGAGUAACGAGAUACCGUCUACAGGAGGGGGAACCCUACAGAUCCAUUCGUUUUGCUGUUGAUUCACAUGUCAUGGCUGUUUUACUAAUGCUGUCCUAUAUGGUCAAUGGAUAUUUCCCUUACUCCAGAUAUAAACGUCCACGAUUUCACCCCAGAUUGUCAGCAGAAUGCAAGGAUCUUCUUCGGUGGAUAAUCAGUUACCACCCUCGAACAGGACCUGUUUUAGAGGAGAUUAUAGAGCACAAGUGGUUCAGCAUGACGUAGAGCCCAUCAGCAGCAGGAAACAGGUUUUAUACUUCCAUUUACGUCAGAUUGUUUUGCUGUUUUCCGCUUCUGCUUCCCAAAUUCUGCACUUCCUCCUGCGAGUGUUGCAGUCAGAGCUGCAUGUAAAUGAGGGCCGGUUGAAGCGUCCCUAUUGGUCCACCAGCUCUAGACCGACAGCUCCUCCUUUAGCCAAUCAGGUGAGGAAGGAAGCUGAUGUCAGUCUAAUGGCGGCCGAUGCGCACAGGCGACGCCGGAGAUUGAGUGUUAGCGCUAAUCCUCAGCUGGGGUAGAAUGUGUCUGCGGCAGGACAGCAUUAAUCGUUUGAAAUAAGUAAAGGAAAGCAGGUUCAUUCACGUUUAGACAGGACGUAGUGUUUGAUAUGAACUGGGUUAGCACCGACUGUAGAGUAAAUAGUCAUAUUAAGGGAAAUAGUCACAGAUUAAUAAAUGAAACUGCUGGAAAGGGGGAUUUAUUAGCAUACUGGUGUGGUUUAUUUCUCUAGCUGUAGGAUUAAUAUUAAAUGGUAAAGUCUGUGUAUUAUUACUGUAGUGCGUCAAUACUUUAUAAAGACAGAAAGCCUGGUUUAGACCGUGCUUGUAGCUCUAACGGGACUUUAGGCAGGUUUACGUGAGAUAAGCGCAUAUAACAGGGGCGUCGUGGGCCGGUUUUGAAGGCGUUUUCUCUUUAACAGAUAGGAUAGGGUGGUGUAGAUGGCGCUGACGGGGCAGGAUUAUAUGGGCCGAUACGCUAGAUAUAAGAGCCUCCUGCCACAGACAGAUUUUAGCCCAGCUGUGGAUUUGUCAGAUCUGAUGAGGAUUAUUUCUAGUGCUGCUGCUCUCAUCUUUCUGCUUUCUUCUUCUUUCACUUGUUCUCCAAGCGAGCGCUGGAUUUCUGCAGAUUAGCUUUAACAUAAACCAGCAGCUCAAAUAGUUUAAUUUUAACCGCAGGGUUUGGUAAAUAACAGCAUUUUAGUCAAGACUGGGGGAUUUAGAUAGUGUUUAUGGACGCAAGUGUAGUUUAGAGUUGGACUUUGUAAUAGAUUUAUUGAUAUUAUUAAGCUCAUUGAUAAUGUUGUGGAAAUCCUGUGCUCGUUUGUAGAAAUUCAUUGGUCCUCAUUGAUGAAACAUUUGUAAAUAUCGGAGUAAGUUAGUGAUAGAUAAAGGGUGGAUAGAUAAUCGGGUUCGUUAAUAAAUUAUCAUCAGUCAGGGUUAGGGUUUAGAGUUAGACAUAUAGAAAAUAGAGGAAUAAUUAUCUUUCAUUAAUGAGGCCAAAUCUCAGCUCUUUCUUUCUUUUUCUGCUUUUUCUGCUUUCCCAGUUCCUCUAAACAUUUUGUUUUGGGAUUAGGGUGUUUGUUAGGGUUAGGGUUGGGUUAGGCCUUUAUUUUGAAGGGUUAGGGUGUUUGUUAGGGUUAGGGUAAGGGUUGGGUUAGGCCUUUAUUUUGAAGGGUUAGGGUGUUUGUUAGGGUAAGGGUUGGGUUAGGCCUUUAUUUUGAAGGAAGGGUUAGGGCUGGGGUGUUUGUUAGGGUAAGGUUGGGUCAGGUUAGGGUUUGGUUAGGAUUAGGUUUGGGUUAGGCUUUUAUUUUAAGGGUUAGUUAUUCAUUGUUUUGCUUUAUUUCUGGUUUCUUUAGUUUCUCCUGUCUGUCCUCUUCUCCAUCUCUGUUGUGUGAGCACUGCACAGAUUGUUAUUUAAGAGCGAUUGUUAAUUAUUAUACACUUCUCUGUCCUCGCCUGUGGGGAUUGGUCGCCAUUAGAGUGACGUCAGCUUCCCUCCUCGCCUGAUUAGCUGGAGGAGGAGCUGUUAAUCUAGAGCUAAUGGACCAAUGGGGAUGCUUCAGCCGGCCCUCAUUUGCAUGCAGCUCUGACUGCGACACUCGCUGGAGGAAGUGCACAAUGUGGGAAGCAGAAGCGGAAAACAGCAUCAUGUCAGAAAACAAUGGAAGUAUGAACUCCUGAUGAUGUUAUUUCGUCACUGACCACAUGUGUGCUGCUCUUUCUAUGAUUUCUGUGAAAUUGAGACUAUGACCCCUAUGGAGUGUGUUGAAGCUGUUUUCUGUUGAUCAAACUGUAAACUAUUGUCUUCAUUAAACUGUAUCUUUGACUCCUGCUCUUUGUUCAUCACACCACAGACCUAAGCUUUUCUCUCAUCAUGUGCUGCAGAUGAUGUGAUAAUAAAAGUGAUUUGAUUUGACACAAAACGAUACGUCAAACAUGUUUUUAUAACUGCAGACUCAAUUUAGCCUUCAUAUAACAACAUCAUGUAAUGUUUAAAGCUCAUUGCCUUGCCAUUUGUAGGAUAAUAUGACACACUCCCCACAUCAUUCUUUAAAACGGUGUUCAACUGUCUAGAAAUGGAUCUCCUAACAGUGGUAAAUGCUUCACUUCUCUCAGGGACUUUUCCAAACAUACCCAUAACUGCAAAGAGCAUCCUUGAAAUCACCCUAUCAUUGAAAAAAAAAGCUGUUUUUAAGCAAGUUAACACGUUCUUAAGCUGCAAGGGGUGUUUAGACAGUGUUCAAUCUGGUUUCAAAGCACAUCACAGUACAAAGAGCGCUCUUAUAAGGAUAAUCAAUGACAAUCGCCACAAUAUGGAUUCAGGUAAACUAACAGUGCUGGUACUGCUCGAUCUCAGUGCUGCGUUUGACACUGCGAUUACAGUUUACUUCUGUUUUAGGAUUGAAAGAUUUUACAAUGUUUUAAGACUAGAAUUGUAAGAUUUUACAAU